UUCUCCUCUGCACAGAAAGUCCGAGUCAUGGCGAGAACCAAGCAGACCGCCCGUAAAUCCACGGGAGGCAAAGCCCCCAGGAAGCAGCUGGCCACCAAGGCUGCGAGGAAGAGCGCCCCGGCCACCGGCGGCGUGAAGAAGCCUCACCGCUACAGGCCCGGUACCGUGGCUCUGAGAGAGAUCCGCCGCUACCAGAAGUCCACGGAGCUGCUGAUCCGCAAGCUGCCCUUCCAGCGCCUGGUGAGAGAAAUCGCUCAGGACUUCAAGACCGACCUGCGCUUCCAGAGCUCGGCCGUCAUGGCUCUGCAGGAGGCCAGCGAGGCUUACCUGGUGGGUCUGUUCGAGGACACCAACCUGUGCGCCAUCCACGCCAAGAGGGUCACCAUCAUGCCCAAAGACAUCCAGCUGGCCCGCAGGAUCCGGGGAGGGGGAGUUGACUCCGGCUUGGAUUCAUCACUAACACUUUUCGGAGCUUCAGUGAAAAUGUCUGGAAGAGGAAAAGGAGGUAAAGGACUCGGCAAAGGAGGCGCUAAGCGUCACCGCAAAGUCCUCCGUGACAACAUCCAGGGAAUCACCAAGCCCGCUAUUCGCCGUCUGGCUCGCCGUGGUGGAGUCAAGCGUAUCUCGGGUCUGAUCUACGAGGAGACCCGCGGUGUGUUGAAGGUUUUCCUUGAGAACGUGAUCCGUGACGCCGUCACCUACACCGAACACGCUAAGAGGAAGACCGUGACCGCCAUGGACGUGGUUUACGCCCUGAAGAGACAGGGUAGAACCCUGUACGGCUUCGGAGGUUAAACCCAACCGUUUCCUGAACAAACC
This is a messenger RNA of Nematolebias whitei (Rio pearlfish), 819 nucleotides long. Its product is annotated as histone H3. The record is from RefSeq and is a predicted model, not a curated record. Gene Ontology annotation, molecular function: protein heterodimerization activity; DNA binding; structural constituent of chromatin. The transcript has 2 exons. Gene Ontology annotation, cellular component: nucleosome. Bases 28 to 795 code for a protein of 255 amino acids. Lineage: Eukaryota; Metazoa; Chordata; Actinopteri; Cyprinodontiformes; Rivulidae.